AUGGAUGAAAACACAAGUCUCAAAAUCUCGCCCAGAAAUCAUGGUGGAGUGUCCGAACAUGGGACCUUCACUGACACAGACGCAGCGAAAUCAACGUCCACUGUACCAGAAACCAACAUCCUCGAUGAUGAAUCCAGUACCGCCGAUACCGAGAAUGCCACGGACCCACUCGGGCGAAAGGCCCUACUUAUCGACUAUGAACUCGAACGCCAGGGCAUGGGUCGCUAUCAAACCAACAUCUUCCUGCUCUGCGGGUUCGGAUACCUUCUGGAUCUCCUCUGGGCUCAGGCAUUCGGCUUGAUCAUCACGCCUAUGCAGAACGAGUUCGGCUUCGAUGACACAGCCCUCGGUCACAUAUUUACGUCUUUUUCGCUUGGUCUGACGUUCGGCGCUUUGGUCUGGGGCCUCCUCGUUGAUAUCCUUGGGCGGAGCGUGGCGUUCAAUUCGACAGUCCUGAUCACAGCUGUGUUCGGUACAUGGCUGGGUGCCAUGAGCAGUUAUAAUGGUGUUCUUGUCCUCGUUGCCCUGACAGGGAUUGGUGUAGGGGGCAACAUACCCAUUGACACUACGAUUUGCUUGGAAUGUUUGCCACAGAGUCGGAGGUGGCUGUUGCCGGCUUUGAGUGCCUUUCAACCCCUCGGCGUAGUGGUCUGUUCUGGGAUGGCAUACAUAUUGGUGCCAACAUACAGCUGUCAGGAUGGUCUCCAAAGCUGUACUGCGGGCAGCACCAAGUGUUGUCUGAGGAAAGACAACCUGGGUUGGCGGUAUCUUCUGUUCCUGAUCGGAAUCAUUACAAUCGCGGCUUUUGUGCUCAGGACCGUAAUGUUCAAGUUUGAAGAGAGUCCAAAGUACUUGGUGUACCGUGGCCGAGAUCACGAUGCUGUAAGAGUGUUGGAGUACAUGGCAAAAUACAACGGCCAAGAAUGUGGCUUGACGCUAGGUAUGCUGGAAGCUCUAGAUGGUGAGGCAAGCAUCAACAAUUUGGACACACCAUCGUCCGUAACUGGUGUUGAUAAAAAGAAGCCAACCAUGUUACAGAAGAUACCGGCGGAACUUGAACGAUUCAAGGUUCUGUUCUCGACCUUCACCAUGGCAAGGCUUGUUGUGCUUGUCUGGGUGAUUUAUGCCUUCGAUUACUGGGGGUUCACUAUUGCCGGCGCAUUUCUACCCACCAUUCUGGCGCGCAAGGGGAGAAGUCUGGGUCUCAGCGUGGAUGAGACAUAUCGAUCGUAUAUGUUUAUUUACAUUUGCGGUAUUCCGGGAGUCCUGGCUGGAACCCUGAUAUACGGGCACCGACGACUUGCUUUGCUCGUAUCCUCGUUGUUGUUCGGCACGUGUUUAUUCAUCUUCACCCUUGUCAGGGACGAAGCAUCAUACAUCGGAAUCAGCGGCUUGGAAUAUUUCUUCCAGAGUAUGUUCAAUGCCGUCUUGUAUGCCUGGACCCCAGAAGCCUUCCCAGCUUCUGUAAGGGGAUCGGGGUGUGGACUGGCUAGCUUCUGGGGACGCACUUUCUCCAUCAUUGCGCCUAUUGCUGGAUCGCAUGUGCUAGCCAAAAGUCUAGACGGGGUGUUGUACUUGGCUGCUGGGAGCGUCUGGGUCUGUACAGUUGCGAUCACGUUGUUGCCCAGGAUGUCCAUGGGCAGAAACAACCUGUAA
This is a messenger RNA of Exophiala spinifera, 1656 nucleotides long. RefSeq lists its product as uncharacterized. Gene Ontology annotation, molecular function: transmembrane transporter activity. NCBI's taxonomy places the organism in Eukaryota, Fungi, Ascomycota, Eurotiomycetes, Chaetothyriales, Herpotrichiellaceae. Gene Ontology annotation, biological process: transmembrane transport. The transcript has a single exon. The coding region runs from base 1 to 1656 and encodes 551 amino acids. The record is from RefSeq and is a predicted model, not a curated record.